Cuscuta campestris is the source of this 2161-nucleotide messenger RNA. NCBI's taxonomy places the organism in Eukaryota, Viridiplantae, Streptophyta, Magnoliopsida, Solanales, Convolvulaceae. The record is from the annotation of a GenBank genome assembly.
AAUCAUCAGCUCCUUCCGGGUCUUCUAAGGCCCGGACCACCUUUCUAGCCCGUUUCCAGUUAUAUUUUAAUAUUUUUAGUUUAGUUUUGUUCCGGUUGUUCCGAAGUGACCCCGGCUCUACUCCCGGUUGGAGGUUGAUCUCGUUUCCACGGGUCGAAGCAUAACUUUCCAUUUGGGAGGGACUGAGGGAGCAGUCUCACAUUAUAAAUAGCACUUCAUAGUUGGACCAUGUGAGAGUAACGGGCAUUGCAUUGUUCACCCACCCGUAAACACACACAUCUGUCAUUCUUUCCACCCUAGGUUCCUUCUACAGUGUGUAAAUUCAGACAGAAAACCCUCACCAUGGCGAUGAGGAAGAAGGUUCUCAGCGCCAUUUUGGUGGUUCUGUCGGCUCUCCUCGCCGUCUCCGCCGCGGAAGGGGAGGAGAAGGAGCACGUCUUGACUCUGGAUCACACCAAUUUCUCCGACACUGUCUCCAAGCACAACUUCAUCGUCGUGGAAUUUUAUGCACCUUGGUGUGGACACUGCAAGAGACUUGCUCCUGAGUAUGAAAAAGCUGCAUCUGUGUUGAGUAGUAAUGACCCUCCUGUCACACUAGCAAAAAUUGAUGCUAAUGAGGACUCAAACAAAGACCUGGCUAGACAAUUUGACCUCAAGGGUUUCCCAACCAUUAAGAUCUUACGCAAGGGAGGAGAGGUGGUUCAAGAUUAUAAAGGUCCGCGCGAAGCUGAUGGUAUAGUUACAUACUUGAAAAAACAAGUUGGUCCUGCUUCUGCUGAAAUCAAGUCGAAGGAAGAUGCAGCAAGUCUAAUUGAUGAGAAAAAAGUUUUCAUUGCUGGUAUGUUUCAAGAUUUUUCGGGAGAUGAAUUUGAAAAGUUCAUGACUUUAGCUGAAAAGUUACGGUCAGACUAUGAUUUUGGCCACACACUUGAUGCAAAACUCCUUCCUCACGGUGAUUCAGUUGAUAAGCCCACUCUUCGUCUAUUUAAACCAUUUGACGAGCUAUUUGCUGAUUUUCAGGACUUCCAAGUGGAUGCUAUGCAGAAGUUCAUUGCCGAAGCCAGUAUUCCCGUUGUUACUAUUUUUGAUGAAAACAAAGAAAAUCAUCCUUAUGUCAACAAGUUUUUUGAUAGUUCGAAUGACAAGGCAAUUCUCUUUGUUAACUUCAGUAGUGAGCUUGGUGCUUUCAAGGCCAAGUUCAAUGAUGUGGCUGUUCUUUAUAAGGGAAAGGGAAUCGGGUUUCUGUUGGCAGAUCUUGCAUCCAGUGCCGGUGCACUUCAGUAUUAUGGAUUGAAGGAAGAUCAGGUACCUGUACUCAUAGUACAAGACAAGGAUCAGCAAAAAUUUAUCAAACCAAAUGUGGAACCAGAUCAAAUCGCGACAUGGAUCAAGGACUACAGGGAGGGGAAGGUGGAUCCGUUCAUACGAUCAGAGGCUAUACCAGAGGUCAAUGAUGAACCAGUGAAGGUGGUUGUAAGGGAUAGCCUUGAUAGCAUGGUUUUGAAAUCAGGGAAGAACGUUCUGCUGGAAUUCUAUGCUCCUUGGUGUGGCCACUGCAAGAAGCUAGCUCCAAUCUUGGAUGAAGUUGCAGUGUUCUUUGAGAGUCACCCUGAUGUCUUGAUAGCGAAACUGGAUGCAACUGCAAAUGAUGUCCCUGCCCAAAAGUUUGAGGUUCAAGGGUACCCAACCCUUUACUUCAUAUCUUCAACUGGUGACAUAAUACCAUAUGAAGGUGAUAGAACAAAAGAUGACAUUGUUGACUUCAUCCAAAAGAACAAGGUUAGUAAUAAACCCGUUCAGUCGGAAGACUCGGUGGUUAAAUCAGACUCACUGAAAGAAGAAUCCGCAAAGGACGAGCUUUGAGACGGUUGCAGAGGAAAGAGUGUGCAAAGGCAAAGUUCAAGUUUUCCCAACUGAGAACGCUGCCUUGUUUUUUUUUUCUACCUAUUAUUGUGGCUUUUGCAGUUUCGUAUUUGGAUGAAUAAAACCUUGUUUUUUUUUUCUUUCUAUGGAUGUGAGGGGGUGGUUAGUUAGGUCGUAGCUUUUUACGUUAACAUAGACCUUCUCCUGUAAGGAUCAAUCCGCAAAUCCCAUCACCUUAGAUGCAAGACUUGAAUUCUCUAUUCUAUUUGUCAUUAUCAAAUAAAUAUUGCUCCAUCCG